Entrophospora candida is the source of this 1791-nucleotide messenger RNA. NCBI's taxonomy places the organism in Eukaryota, Fungi, Glomeromycota, Glomeromycetes, Entrophosporales, Entrophosporaceae. The record is from the annotation of a GenBank genome assembly.
AUGAGCAACAAUAAUGCUACAACAAACGUUACUGGAGAUCAAUUUAUUCGUACAUUAGCUCAAUUCAUCCGAGCUAACGAACGUAAAAUAACUAUGCAAAGCCUACAACAACAGUCCUCUUCAAGUCAUUUAUUAGGUAGUCGAAUGUCAGAAAAUAGUUUAGGAAAUGGUUAUGGUAUACCAAGUUUCUGGUCUUUCUCUACUGCUCUUGCAAGUUCUUACAUGAAAUCUCCAACCUCGCCUGUUUCAACAACUCCAACUUCUCCCGUUAGCCCUAUAGGCAAUAAUAAUUCAAAAAGGCCUGUAUUUGUUACACUUGAUCCCCAUCACUUAUACUAUUUAUUGGCAAGAUUUAACGAUAUAGGACUUGAUAUUGGUGUCUUUGAAGCAAUUAUAAAUUUUGAUAAUAAAGAUAUGGAUUUUGAUGUUAAUGACUCAUCAUUGGAAACUGCAUCAAUUACCUCAAUCAAUUCAAUAAAUUCAAUAUCAUCUGCCAUGUCUUCAUUAUCCUUAUUCUCGGGUUGGCAAGGUUGGACCAAUGCGGCUCAAAAAAAUGAAAACAUACCAAUAAAAAGUGAGGUUUACUACAUUUACAAAAGUUUCACUAAACUCUCCAAUUUAAAACUUAAUUCUACAAUUAAUAAUAAAAGAAUUGAUGGUUUUGGCACCCACAAUAAUAAUGAUGACAAUUUUAGAGUUGGUAUUGAUGGCGUUGGUUGGCCUUUAACUGCUACAUUGUCAAUAACCCUGUUUAAAAACUUGACAAAUUUAGAAAUUUAUGGAUUAUCACCAAAAGUUUUUGAUGGUUGGGACGUUGUACAAGAGAAAUUGGAAAUAUUAACUUUAACUAAAAGCCCAAUUGAUGACAUUACUGAAUUAUUUAUUGAUCUGGUAGCUGAUGGAUUUAAAAAAAGAAACACAAUGCCACUCAUGUAUCUUACAAAAUGUACACAUAUAGAUCUAUCAAACAAUCUGCUGAUUGAAAUUCCGUCCGGAUUAUCACAAUUGUACAAUUUACAAUGUUUGAAUCUUAGUAAUAACAUGAUUGAAACAAUAACUGGUAUUUACAAAAUACUUGGUAAUGUAACAAAAUUGGAUUUAAGAUCUAAUCGAAUAGAGAAUUUAUGUGGUUUGGAAAGGUUAUAUUCAUUGGAGUAUGUUAAUAUUAGAGAAAAUCAAUUGAUUGAUUGGGCUGAAGUUACUCGGAUGACUGAACUGCCUGAGAUAAGACAAAUUUGCGUUGAUGGUAAUCCAUUCACAGAAUAUGAGACUAAUUAUAGGAUUAAUAUUUUUAAAGCAUUUAGAGAAAACAAUAAAGAUAUUAUUUUGGAUGGGAUGUCACCUACUUAUUAUGAGAAAAGAUAUCUCCCAUCAUCACCAGUUACGUCAAACCAAAAAAUUCCUGUUGCCAUUCCAAGCCCUGAAGCGACAAAACAUCGAGUUGUUGAAAUUGAAAAGGCAUAUGACCCUAAUUACAAACCAAAGAAGAAAAAAUUGGUGAAAAAAGGUCCAAACACCGUAUCAAUUUUCUCAUCACCGUCAUCACCAACAACUAUAGAAGAUGUGGACACAAAAACAAAAAAAAAAUCAUCAUCAUCACCACAUAGUGACUCGGAAGCUAUUUUGUCAUCUAAGGUUAAUGAUGGAGUAGACUAUAGAAAGAAAAUUGAAGAGUUACGUAACGAAGGCGGAUCUUCUUGGCUGACUGUUUUGAAUGAGAUGGAAAAUUAUGACAAUAGCAAUAAUAAUAAUAUAAAUGAUCAGGAUGGCUUAGGGAUGUUAUAUCAUUGA